GUUUUUCCUGCUCCUUUCAUCGACGAAUGUGCUAUGUCCCUCGCGCUUUUCCGUCUGCAACGUAUCAACCCGGAAGUAAAGUCUGUCUUCUGACACGUAGAAGCUGUCGCUACCCUUUGGCAGCUCUUAGCCUCAGAGGUGUUCGGCGUCACAGAAAAAAAAUGUCGGGGUUUGACAACUUCAACACAGACUUUUACCAAUCCAGCUACAGUGUAGAUGACCAAAACCAAGGCGGCUAUGGCUACAGCACUAAUGAAAACACCUACAACAAAGCGUACGGUCAAUACGAUUACUCCCAGCCAAUGGGAUAUCCUUCCCCAAUGCAGCCCCAACAGCCAUACACGGGACAAAUCUUUCAGCCCACACAAACGUAUACCCCGUCUGUCUCACAGUCCAUGUACAGCAACAGCUUUGAUGAUGAGCCACCACUGCUAGAAGAGUUAGGAAUCAAUUUUGACCACAUCUGGCAGAAGACCCUCACAGUGCUCCAUCCAUUGAAAGCAGCAGAUGGCAGCAUAAUGAACGAGACCGACCUGACUGGCCCGAUGGUCUUCUGCUUGGCUUUUGGGGCAACUCUUCUUUUGUCGGGUAAGAUCCAGUUUGGGUAUGUGUACGGCAUCAGUGCCAUCGGCUGCCUCGCCAUGUACUGCCUGCUUAACCUGAUGAGUAUGACGGGCGUGUCCUUCGGCUGUGUGGCCAGCGUGUUGGGCUACUGCCUCCUUCCCAUGAUCCUUCUCUCCAGCUUUGGUGUUCUCUUCUCAUUACAGGGCAUGAUUGGAAUUAUAUUAACAGCAACUAUUAUAGGCUGGUGCAGCUUCUCGGCCUCAAAGAUCUUCAUCUCCGCCUUGGCCAUGGAUGGACAGCAGUUGCUGGUUGCUUACCCCUGUGCUCUGUUGUAUGGAGUCUUUGCGCUCAUCUCUGUCUUCUAGAAAAUAAAAACAACUCGUCAAGCAACAGUUUAAAAUAACUGCUCUACACUCGCUGUAGUUCCAGUCUAAUUAGCAUCAGUGUAAUUAGGGUAAUUAUUGCCUAAUUACACGGUUGCAGCAGAAAAAUGGGAACUCCAGUCUAAAAUGGAACCGGGGAUGUUUUUUUUUUUUUUUUUUUUUUAUAGCUUCCACCCUCCAUCACAUUCCAAUGAGACCCCAUGAAGGCUGGAGUGGAUCCCGUCAAUCACCUCCUUCAGCUUUUCCCUCCAUCACGCACAUCAAAGUGGAGGACUUAUAAAUAAUCCUGUUGUGAGACACAAGAAAGAACUGCAGUGUUUUGAAGUGACAUAAUUAAAUUGUGACGACAUGAAGAACAUAUGGAAUCGGGGAAGAGAUUCACACAACAAAAAACCCCAAAAGACCAAAUCAUUUUUACACAGAUGGGAAAUAUUUGCCAAUUUAUUUCAAUAGCAAAAUUAUCACAGAUUUUUUUUUUGUUUAUAGUUUUCUUCUAAAGUCUGGAAAACAUUCUGCAGCACUAAGACUAAGAGAAAUGUGUUCUGCUUAAGACUCCAUCAGCUUUUCUUUCAAUGAAAGCAAAGAGAAAAUUGUAGAGCCACAACCUCCAACACUUAUUUUAUUCUCUUAUUUUAUGUAUUUUAUUUGACUCUGAGAUUCAAGUUUUGAUGCCUUUCAAGAAGACGACCACCGUUUUGCACAAUUGAUUUGUCAGAACCAACCAAACUUGAUAAAACUUUAAGAAUUACCAGUUCAUUGAUACUAUGUGUCUGUACAUCAGUACUUAUAGUUUUUGUUAUUGUUAAAAUUACUCGCAUUUCUUAAGGAUUACUUUUAGGGAUGACUCACUUUGUAAGCUUUGAUGUGUCAUCUGCUGUCUUAUGCAUUAAAGGUUGUUUUUUUUUUUUUUUCAAA
Molecule: messenger RNA, 1862 nt
Organism: Oryzias melastigma (Indian medaka)
Lineage: Eukaryota; Metazoa; Chordata; Actinopteri; Beloniformes; Adrianichthyidae
Gene: yipf5
Product: Yip1 domain family, member 5
Exons: 6
Coding region: 27-929 (300 amino acids)
Biological process (GO): endoplasmic reticulum to Golgi vesicle-mediated transport; vesicle fusion with Golgi apparatus; regulation of ER to Golgi vesicle-mediated transport
Cellular component (GO): membrane; trans-Golgi network
Source: RefSeq, a predicted model, not a curated record